This is a messenger RNA of Pseudomassariella vexata, 1014 nucleotides long. RefSeq lists its product as uncharacterized. The record is from RefSeq and is a predicted model, not a curated record. NCBI's taxonomy places the organism in Eukaryota, Fungi, Ascomycota, Sordariomycetes, Amphisphaeriales, Pseudomassariaceae. The coding region runs from base 1 to 1014 and encodes 337 amino acids. The transcript has a single exon.
AUGGCCCUCGGAUCUCUCUUCACACUCGUUCUCCUUCUAGCCCCCUUGGCACUGGCAUCCGGGCCUGUCCUGGUCAGCACGUCUACACCAUCUGGCAUAGCCAAGUUGACCAGCACGGUGCACAGCACGGCGUCUCGGACAACAACCCAGACCGUCCGGCGCCACACCUCGACCUCGAUCACCACAGAAGAUUGCGAGUCAACCGAGUCCAGCACCUACAAUGGCUACACCACCGUUCCCUUUACCAGCACCCUAACCGCCUUCCUGUCGGGUGCUAUAUGCAAUCCCAUCAAAACCACGGAAUGCACCAGCUACACAAAGCUCGUAACUUACACCAUCACCACGGAGGCCACCGUUGACCUCGGUCCGUCCUCCACCACGAACUACGAGUACUCUAGUUCGACGAGUGACGGCUACACUUUCAUCAGUUACCCCGGGUCAACUCUUUCCUUCCCCUUUCCUCUGUCCAUUCCCACUCCUCCGUCCAUCCCCACUUCUCCCGCCAAGACCGCUACUCCCAUCUCGUUGUCCUCCAUUUCCACUGAGAGUGAGACGGAGCCUUCGGUCAAAACUACAACAGUCACUUCGAUUUCGAAGACGACUGUGCACCACAGCAUGAACGAGACGGUCACGGUAGAUACUUGCAGUGGGGUUGUGGUUUCUACGACUGUUACGCCGCUUACGACCGCAACGCCCUCGUCGUUUGCGACUAUAGGGCCUGCUACGAGUAUCACAGGGUCCACUUCGUCGUCGUCGACCGAGACUGGAAAGACAAUCUCGGAUAACUCGCCUGUGAGUCAAAGUGGAAGCUACAGCGAGACGAGCAUUUCGACGGCUUUCACUACGAGUACGACGUCGCACUCGAUUACGCAUUACACUACGGCGAGUUCCUCGCAUUCGACUACUUCCAGCGCGAUCCCCGUCACCGCUGGAUCGGACAGGUUUGGUGGUGAGGUGAAGGGGUUGGUGGGAGGUUUGGCGAUGGUCAUGGGGGUUAUGUUCGGGUUGGCUUAG